CCAUAAAUCGUUUCAUGAUAUCCAGUUUUCAGUUUGAGUUUGUCUUUCGGGCCGUAAACAGCUCUUGCCUAGAGCUCAGAGCGUAAAGUCAUUUGAGAUUGUCAGAGAGUAGAUGUUUCCUCUAUGUGGUUAAUGCUGAAGGAAGAGGUAAACAACAUUACAUGAAUACUGUUUGAAUGAAGAUAGUGGAAGCUAUUGUCAGCUGCGGAAUCGUGUGGUGCAGGAGAGUUAUCUCCGAAAAGCUUACCAGUGUGUGGGAAAGCGGAAAAGUGAUAUCUACAAUCAAAGGAUAAUAAUAGAACUGUGGAUUACUAUUUGUGAAUUGAAUGAACAAGGAAAAAUAAGAACAAAGUGGUUACAAAAGAAUUCAGAAAUAUUGGAGUACCUCAACAAAUGGUCAUACUAGAAGGAGCAGCAAUGUUACAAAUUGGAAAUAAUCAGUAUCUGCAGCCGGAUUACAUGUCACCGCUGCCAACCUCGUUGGAUGCAAAGAAGAGCCCACUGGCACUGCUGGCACAAACCUGCAGCCAGAUCGGUGCUGAUUCUGGGAACAUAACCGUCAAAUCGCUGGUUUCUCCAUCGGAAAAGAACAAAAAAUCAUCAUCUUCGUCUUCGUCUUCAGUUUCAUCGGCCGGCUCGGUUGAAAACGGAGGACACUCUAACAACUCGAGAUCCCCGUCGGUGAAAACAGAAAAGUCGGAUUCCUCUCCUGAGAUCAAAUUGGCGUUCAAACCAUACGAAAUGAAUGUGCUUACCACAAAAGUGAAGAAUGACGAUCGUCCUUCGUCUAAAAUGAGUAGUGGAAGUGAUAUAAUGAACAACAACAGUGUGAAUCAUGCUAAUAAUAAUGAUGUGAAGAAAGAUAUGCGCUCUUCAUCUCGCGGAAGUGCUGAAUCGCCUCGUGCUGGAAGUGUUAAGAACAGUGAAAUGAGUGAAAAUGGUAAAUGUACACCCGAGGGUAGCAGUAGAAAGACAAGUUCCCCGAAUGACCGUGACAAAACAACUGCUAGCCCUAUCAUACGACCGGGUGCCGAAGUUAUGCAAGCUGGAAAAGAUAUGUCGGGAUACAAACCUAGUGCUUACGGAAUAAACCCACUUACUGGAUUACCAUCACCGUCGGGGAUUGAUCAUACGAAUCCGGCGUUCAGGCCUCCUUUCGCUGGAGCCUUCACUCAUCACCAUGCUGCAAUGUUAGCGGCGGCAUAUCCUGGAGCCGCAGCUGCUGGUGCCAAUCCUUACCUGAGCUACACAAGGGUCAAAACUCCAUCUGGUGGUGAAACCUUGGUACCAAUCUGCAAGGAUCCUUACUGCACAGGAUGUCAGUUCUCAGCGCAUAAUCAUCAAAUGAUGAUGGGUGGACAAUGUCCAGCAGGUUGCAGUCAGUGUGACCAUCAGAAAUACAGUCUAGCCAUGGCUAUGGGAACACUACCGCCAGGAUAUCCUUAUCCACCCGCUGCUACGCAACCUGGUCGUCCCUACAUGUGUAACUGGGUUAUGGGAGAUUCGUACUGCGGUAAACGCUUCAAUACCACAGACGAACUACUGUCUCACCUGAGAACUCACACAGCUAACCUAUCGGAUCCGGCGGCAUUAGCCUUACAGCAACAAUUGAUGCCAUUGAGUGGCAUUUUUCCACCGUCAUCACUACACCGAGGAUAUCCAAAUCCUCCUCUGAGUCCACUUUCAGCUGCCAGAUAUCAUCCGUACGCUAAACCUGGGGCGCUUCCAGCGGGGCUUUCUGGGUCACCGUAUGGAGCGGCUUUCAACCCUGCUGCAUUUGGGCAGUACUAUUCACCGUACGCAGCUGCCUUGUACAGCCAACGAAUGGGAGCAGCAGUUCACCAGUAAAAGCACUACUUUCCAUUCGAAGAAUGCCCAGGUGUUAUUUUCUAUGAAUCUGUGAUAUUAACUUUAU
Ochlerotatus camptorhynchus is the source of this 1915-nucleotide messenger RNA. RefSeq names its product no ocelli (gene noc). The record is from RefSeq and is a predicted model, not a curated record. The coding region runs from base 394 to 1848 and encodes 484 amino acids. Lineage: Eukaryota; Metazoa; Arthropoda; Insecta; Diptera; Culicidae. Gene Ontology annotation, cellular component: nucleus. Gene Ontology annotation, biological process: negative regulation of DNA-templated transcription. The transcript has 2 exons.